Diabrotica virgifera virgifera (western corn rootworm) is the source of this 537-nucleotide messenger RNA. RefSeq lists its product as uncharacterized. The transcript has a single exon. The record is from RefSeq and is a predicted model, not a curated record. Gene Ontology annotation, molecular function: nucleic acid binding. Bases 1 to 537 code for a protein of 178 amino acids. NCBI's taxonomy places the organism in Eukaryota, Metazoa, Arthropoda, Insecta, Coleoptera, Chrysomelidae.
AUGGAUGCUGAUAUUUUUGAGAGUUGGUUGGAGAAGGAUCUUUUACCACGAUUGCAAGAGCCAUUAAUGAUCGUCUUAGAUAAUGCCAAUUACCAUAGUCGACAAAUAAAUAAAUGGGCAACGCAAUCCUGGAAAAAAGAUGAAUUGGUAGAAUGGCUGAGAAGUAAAGGCAUCUUAUUUCCACUGAAUAGCUGUAAAACAACUUUAUUAGACAUUAUUAAAGCUCUUCCCAAACCUCCAAGACAUUAUACUGUUGAUCAGCUAAUUAACAAAGCUGGUCAUGAAGUACUUCGUUUGCCUCCCUGUCACUGUCACUUUAAUGCCAUUGAAAUGGUAUGGAGUCAAAAGAAACGGUUUUAUGAUCAGCACAUAUUGGCAAAUAAAAAUGUUGUAAAAGAUUGGGAAACAGCUUUAAAUAAUGUAAUUAGGGAUCAGUGGAAAAAUUAUGUUCGCCACAUCCAUAAGGUAAUUAUGGAAAGCUAUAAAAAGGAAAAGGUUGUCUUAUCAAGUACAACCUUUAGUAAUAAACGUAGAUGA